UAAAAGUCAACUCGUUGGUCCAAAGAAAAAAACUAAAAGACUAAAGACCAAACCACAACAUCUCCGAAACGAAAAAUCGUUAGACCGUGGUUGUUCCCGUGAUCUCCCACGUAUUUCAAUUAUUUGAUGCCGCGUUGAUUUGUCUGCACUGCCUUCGUUUGUGAUCAUCAAGGUCACGUCCCACGUUUUAAGUAGAAAAGUCCAACCGACCCUUCCUUCCACACCUCACAUCUUUCUGAUCUUUUCGCUGGGCUGAGUUGGACUAACAGAAGACAAGGGCUUCUUAUCAAUCUUUGGGAAUCAUGCGCGUCUUCGUUCUUCUGGGUCUUCUUUCCGUAGUCUCUUCAUCUUCCGCUGGCACCAGUCGACCAGCGAAACGGACAUACGACACUCACGAUUACUAUGUUAUUGAGCAUAUUUCUUCUGGGAGACACUCUAUAGAGGAAUGCGCUCGCGCUUUGGGAGUGGAUCUUGUGGAACAAGUUGGAGAACUCAAGAAUCACUGGCUUGUCCGCACUGAGCGGGAGGUUUCGAUAUCUAAACGAACAGAUAGCGUUCUGCAGCGAUACAAGCAGUUGCGGCUAGAAUCCAAGCGUACAUCUUCGUCAGAUAAUUUGAACCCUCGUUCUGUGCAGCAUGUUGACGGCGUAGCCCACUCUAUCCGCUCAUUCGAGAAGCAAAUUCUUCGGCAGCGCACCAAGAAACGCGCGCCGAUAACGAUACCUGAUCUUCCCCCAACGCGGGUCCCGAUCUCAGAUGCAUUCCCACAAAAGCCCGGCAUCGAAGCUGGUAGCGACGACGCACGGCCACUGCCCAACAAGGCUGAUGAGAUUGCAUCAAAACUUGGUAUCCGGGAUCCCAUCUUUCACGAUCAGUGGCAUCUUGUCAACAAUCGAUUUCCCUCGUUUGAUCUUAAUGUUACUGGACUUUGGGCGCAGGGUAUCACCGGUAAAGGUGUUUACACCGCCGUAGUUGACGACGGUCUGGAUGCGAACAGUGAUGAUCUUGCUGCUAACUUUAACAAAGAAGGCUCAUGGGACUUCAAUGACCACACUCGCCUCCCCCUUCCUCGACUCCCAGACGACCAACAUGGAACACGGUGUUGUGGAGAAAUAGCGGCUGUUAAGAAUGAUGUAUGUGGGGUGGGCGUCGCCUACGAAUCAAAGAUUGCUGGCUUGCGUAUUCUCUCUGGGCCCAUCUCCGACGCAGACGAAGCCAUUUCACUCAACUAUGGAUUCAACCAAACAGCAAUAUAUUCCUGUUCAUGGGGACCACCCGAUGACGGACGCUCUAUGGAGGCUCCGAGCUAUCUCAUAAAGAAGGCAAUCUUAACCGGGAUUCAGAAUGGACGUGGUGGAAAAGGGAGCAUAUUUGUAUUUGCGAGCGGGAAUGGUGCAGCUUCAAUGGAUCAGUGCAACUUCGACGGGUAUACAAAUUCGAUUUAUUCGGUGACAGUGGCAGCUGUAGAUCAAAUGGGCAAACAUCCAUACUAUUCGGAAUCGUGUGCUGCGAACUUGAUCGUGGCAUAUAGUUCUGGUGGGGGGAACCGUAUUUUCACAACGGAUGUUGGUAAAAACAGGUGUACGAGCUCCCAUGGUGGAACUUCGGCUGCGGCACCUCUUGCUACUGGCGUACUUGCCCUCGCUCUCCAAGUCCGUCCUGAUUUGACCUGGCGUGACAUCCAAUAUGUCACUCUCAUGAGCGCUUUGCGGAUCAAUCCUAAUGAUCCUGAUUGGGAAAAGACUGCUUCGGGUCGAUACUACAGCUAUAAGUAUGGCUAUGGUGCGCUCGACGCUUGGACUCUCGUCGAACUUGCCAAAACGUGGGAACUGGUCAAACCCCAAACAUGGUUGGAACUCCCUGAGAUCGACAUGGAAGGGGCUGAGGUCUUAUCUACUGGGAAAUUGCGUGGCGGGAAACCAAUUCCUCCUGCGGGCCUGCAAUCCUCGACCCUUGUAACGAGUGAACAGCUGAAACAGAGUAACUUUGAGAGAUUAGAACAUGUGACGGUUAAAGUUUGGAUUAGCCAUACGAAGAGAGGAGAUGUUGAGGUUUGGAUCGUUAGUCCGAGUGGGAUAAAGAGCGUUCUUGCGGCGCCCAGACGCUUCGACAUGUCUCCGUCGGGCUUUGUUGGGUGGCAAUUUAUGUCAGUUAAGCACUGGGGAGAAGAUCCCAGAGGCACUUGGACAAUCCACGUUAAGGACCAAGGCCAUGAGGACAGCACAGGCAGCUUUUUGGGCUGGAGCAUGACUUUGUGGGGCGAAUGCAUCGAUCCUUCGAAGGCCAAGCUGUAUGAACUCCCUGCUCCACCACCUGAUCCUCAUGAGGGUCACGCGGACGACGAUGCAUUCCACAAUACUACCCUUACUCACACAUCUACCACCUCAAGCACUUCCACUACCAAAGUGCGUCCUAAACCCACUGCAAACCUGCCUGGUGAUCAUGACAUCGCCGAUGGUGAAAACACUAAGCCCGCUUUCCACACUGGUGAGAAAACAACAUCUCCCUCCACACCAACCGCGACGUCAACUACUUCACCAUCAUCGUCCAUUUCACCAUCUGUCACGCCCGAUGAGGGUAUCUUCUCCCAUAUGAGCAAUCUCCUUUCAAGCAAUACGUGGCUUUUUGGCGCCAUCGGUACCGUUCUACUCUUCGCUGUUGGUGCAGGUAUCUUCUUCUACCGCCGAAGCGUGCGCAGAAGAAGAGCAGCUGGCGAGUAUUCUGUAGUGAGCGGCGACGAUGAUCAUGCAAUGGGAACACUAGACGGGUCGGGUCGGCGCACGCGAAGUGGAUCGAAUAAGGGCAGAAAGGGGCGGACGAAAGAGUUGUAUGAUGCGUUUGCGGAACGUGGAGAUGAAGAUUCCGAUGAAGAUGCUGAUGAGGAGGAUGAACUGGUACGUAGGGCUGCAAGUCCCGUUUCUCCGAGGUUGAGGUAUCAUGAUGGGUUCUUGGAUGAUGAGAUGGGAGAGGAAUCGCCUGUUCAUGGGGGAGGACGAUAUCGGGAUGAUGUCUCCGGUGGGAACGAGAAAAUUGUUGCUGUUGAAGAGAAUCGGAGUGGUAGUGGGACCGAGGAUGGAACUGGGAGUUGGGAGCAUGCUUCUGCUGAUGCCCCAAGAUAAAGAUUGAUUAGAGAUCAUUCUUCAUUUUCUCCUUGUACAUGUUGCAUUACAGUACACUUUGUUUUGAAUUUAUGUAAUAUGAUAAGCACUUUAUCUACACAUAAGCGACGCCGUGGUUUCCCGCAGCCUGUUUUAUCCUCGAGACAUUAUACCGCGAUCCGAGUAAACUCCUCGCGCUAUUAGAGCCCUAAUCACAAAUAUGGGUGCAGGAAGUAGUGCCGCUGGUCCCUCUCGAAUCAUCAAACUGCCAGAUGGACUGGACGACGUCAGUGAUUCCGAGAUAGGAUCUGGUUCUUCCACAUCUAUCGACUCAGAAAAUCCAACAGAAGAUGAAAAAGCCAAGAAUAAGUUCACUGUUG
Molecule: messenger RNA, 3478 nt
Organism: Cantharellus anzutake
Lineage: Eukaryota; Fungi; Basidiomycota; Agaricomycetes; Cantharellales; Hydnaceae
Product: kex protein
Exons: 6
Coding region: 303-3119 (938 amino acids)
Biological process (GO): protein processing
Cellular component (GO): Golgi membrane; trans-Golgi network
Molecular function (GO): serine-type endopeptidase activity
Source: RefSeq, a predicted model, not a curated record